Molecule: messenger RNA, 3737 nt
Organism: Helianthus annuus (common sunflower)
Lineage: Eukaryota; Viridiplantae; Streptophyta; Magnoliopsida; Asterales; Asteraceae
Product: probable receptor-like serine/threonine-protein kinase At4g34500
Exons: 7
Coding region: 1723-3438 (571 amino acids)
Biological process (GO): protein autophosphorylation
Cellular component (GO): plasmodesma; plasma membrane
Molecular function (GO): transmembrane receptor protein tyrosine kinase activity; ATP binding
Source: RefSeq, a predicted model, not a curated record
GUCAACAUCUCCAAAUCCCUCUCACGCCACUGCCAUUCAAUCUACCUGCUGCUUCAUACCCAUUACCAGAAAAAUGACAACAACAAUCACCAAGUUUGCUCACUUACAAAUCCCACUUGAAGACGUAGUAAAGGCCACCGACAAUUUUCAUCAUGAUAACAUCAUCGGACGCGGUGGAUUGGGACAUGUAUACAAAGGACAACUCCAGCGGUCCGGGGAGUUGAUCAAGAUUUCUGUGCUGAGGUUAGAUAGUAAGCACGGUGGAGGAAUCGUCGAGUUCUGGACCGAAGUUUCAAUGCUUUCUGAUCUCAAGCAUCCAAAUAUAGUCUCUAUUGUUGGAUUUUGUGAUGAAAAAGAUGAGAAGAUCAUCGUAACCAUGUAUGAGGCCAAAAACGGAAGUCUCAAGGAGCAUCUAAACAACCCGAACCUCACAUGGAUGCAAAGAUUGAAGAUAUGUGUUGGCGUGGCUCGCGCGUUGAGUUACCUCCAUUAUGACCAGAGCCGUGGUUAUGGUGUUAUACAUCUUAACAUCAACAGCUCGACAAUUUUAUUAAACGAGAACUGGGAACCCAAGUUAUCCGGUUUUAAAGUUUCCAUCAAACAAUCGCUUAACCGAAUGGACCAUGUCAUCCUUUCUGAACCUAUUGGCACAAUAGGGUAUUUGGACCCAUAAAUUGGAAAGACCAAAGGUGUGACCUGCAAGUCGGAUGUCUACGCAUUCGGUGUUGUUUUACUUGAAAUAUUGUGUGGGAGGAGAGCAUAUAUUAAGAACGAGGCUAACAUGUUCCUAGCUCGAUUUGCCAAGUAUCAUUAUGAGAACCGAACGUUGUAUGAUAUUAUCCAUCAUGAUCUAUGGAAUCAAAUAUUCCCGGGAUCACUUAGAAAAUACUUAAAAACCGCAUAUUCUUGCUUAAAAGAAGAUAGAGUACAACGCCCGAAUAUGCUCAAUGUUGUUGAUGAACUUGAGAAAGCACUUGAGGAAGCAUUGAGGUUUGAUGAACUUGAGAAACUUGAGAAAGCAUUGAAGUUUCAGUUGCGACAUGAUAUUUUUGUAAGACAAGCAUUGAACUUUCAGCUGCGACAUGAAUAUUUUGUGGAGUAGACGACCCCACUUAUUGCUAAACCUGAGAAAGCAUUGGAUCUUCGAUCAGCACAUGAAAUUCUAAAACGUGGUGGGCUGGACCAUUGUAAGCCAACCAAAAGUAAAACAAGGGCACAUGAAACAGAACCAAAGCAAAGCAGGGAUGGAUGUGUGCUUAACUCAAAUCCCGCUGGAACUUUCACUAUGGUGCGAAGAGGGUGGAAUUAGAUGGAUAUUAACUUCAUCCGAAGAGAUAUUAACUACUCAAUUUCAUUCAAUUCCGUUUGCAUUUUUCUGCCUUAGUUGUAACUCCCUUGUCACAUAUUUAAUUUGCAGGUGGGGAAGAACUUGGAACACUUGAAGAUUCCUCUCACUCUUAUUCAAUUAGCAACCCAUGAUUUCUCAAACGAAUACAGAAUUGCAAAGUUCUCGGGUGGCUGUGCUUUCUACAGAGCACUCGAGCAUUAUGAUAAAGAGAAUCCAUCAUCCAAGAGACUAUGCACUGUACUUAUCAAACAAUACCUUUCUGGUAGUAAGUGGUAUGGAGAGAAACAGUUUCUUACAGAAAUUGAAAUUCUUUCCGGUGGAGUUAAGCAUCCAACGUAGUCACUCUGCUUGGAUUUUGUGUUGAAGCUUCUGAGAUGAUCCUUAUCAUCGAAGAUUUUCCUAAUGAAUCCCUUUGUCAUUAUUUGGGAAACCUCAAAGACAAAUGUGUUUUGACUUGGGAAAAACGUUUGAAAAUCUGCAUCGAUGUUGCACACGCAUUGAAGUACAUUCACUAUGGGAUGGAAGACCGAACGAGGAUAAUAAACCGUUAUAUAAACUGCUACAACAUUGGGUUGGAUGAGAACUGGGGGGCAAAGAUUGUUCACUUCUGGUGGUCUGUAUUCCUGCCUCCAAAUCAAGAAGACGAAGCUCUCUAUCUCAAGUGGAUUGGCAGAACACGUUAUGUAGAUCCAGAAUAUAAGAAGACUAACAAGGUAAAAAGAGAAUCAGAUGUUUAUGGUUUUGGAGUAGUCUUGUUUGAGAUUCUUUGUGGGAGGUUAGCCCAUGACCCAAUUUACCUUAAGGAGAGUGACAUGGGGCUAGCCCAUGUAGCAAGACGAAGCUUCAGCACAGGAUCACUAGAAGAGAUGAUAGAUCCUAUAAUAAAGGAAGAAAUUGGUGAAAACGCUUUCGUUCUAAGUAGAGGACCCACCAAGGAUUCUUUGCACACGUUUAUUACAAUUGCACACCAAUGUGUGGCGGAAACUCAAGACCAACGCCCAACAAUGAAAGUCGUAGUCAAGGAACUUGAAAAAGCAUUAUUCUUUCAAAACAACAACAAGGAUAACCCCAAAAUGUCACUUGAAGACAUAAAACGGGUGACACAGAACUUUCACGAUGACAAUUUCAUCGGUGGGGGAGGAUUUGGAAAAGUUUAUAAAGGAAACCUUCAAGAUGGAGAUGGAUUUAAAACCAUUGUUGCUAAGCGAUUGGAUACAAGGUUUGGUCAAGGAGAACAACAAUUCUUUAGUGAGCUCCAAAUUCUUUUGGAUUAUAAACAUGAGAAUGUCAUUGGUCUUGUAGGCUACUGUGAUGAAAAUGAUGAAAAAGUCCUUAUCUAUGAGUAUUUGUCCAGGGGAAGUCUUAAUAGGUAUUUGAAUGAUACUUCUCUUACAUGGGUGAAACGACUUAAUAUAUGCAUUGAUGUUGCAAGAGCGUUGGAUUUCCUACACGGAGGAGUAGGAAAACAAGCAAAGGUGAUACAUAGGGAUAUCAAAACUGAAAACAUCCUGUUAAACAAUGAUUGGAAAGCAGAACUUGCUGAUUUUGGGCUUUCGCUAAUAUGUUCAAUAAAUCAGGAAACAGACUAUAUCAUCGAUCAUGUGUGUGGCACAAGAGGAUACGUGGACCCACUUUAUAGACAGUCGGGAUUUCUAACCAUAGAAUCCGAUAUUUACUCGUUUGGUGUUGUUUUAUUUGAGAUUUUGUGCGGGAGAUCAACGUUUGCAAUCCACAAACAUGAGGGUUACUAUAUACCGGAUUUCAUUAAAAACAGCUUUGAAGAAGGAAAGCAUGCUGAGGUGGUGUUCGAACAAAUAAGGGAACAAAUCGUGCCGAAAUCGUUGACUACAUUUCAAGAGAUUGCCUACCAAUGCCUACAUCUUGAACGAGAAAAAAGACCGACAACAAAAGAAGUUUUGGUAGAACUUAAGAAGGCAUUGGAAUUUCAAUUGAAUUCGGAGGUUUCCGUAAUUGAGACACAAGUAGUUGAGCUAUCCAGUGAAUUGAACGAUAUGAACAUGACUGGCAAAUCUGAAAAUUCAGAAAUACGUAACAAGGAAAAGAUGUUACUUGACCAAACCGAUGACUAAGUUGAAUCUGACUGUUGAAAGUAAAGACUCUCAGGAAGGCUGCUACACCUUGUCGGCUGAAUAUCUCAUAAACAAAUGCACGUAUAUGAAAAGGAGCUUAGUUGCAGGUACUUUUGGUUGGUGUGUAGGUGGGGUGGGUUGAAUAACAGAUUCAAACGGGUCUUGUUUCAUAUAGGUUCAAACUGGCAAGUGGAUUGAGUUGCACUGUUAUUUUUUAGCAUAUAACUUAAUUUGUUUGUAUAAAUGAAUGUCAUGUUGAUGCUUCUUUAGCUAUAAUAAAGGCAUCAAAUUUCGUUGUA